Molecule: messenger RNA, 5734 nt
Organism: Nanorana parkeri
Lineage: Eukaryota; Metazoa; Chordata; Amphibia; Anura; Dicroglossidae
Gene: COL4A1
Product: collagen type IV alpha 1 chain
Exons: 52
Coding region: 346-5352 (1668 amino acids)
Cellular component (GO): collagen trimer
Molecular function (GO): extracellular matrix structural constituent
Source: RefSeq, a predicted model, not a curated record
CAGCGUGCACCUCUCAUGCCAAUAUAUCCAGGUCUGAUCUGUCACCUAUGUGUGCCCAGUCCGGGUGCUGGGGACUUGUGCACUGCACAGGCAAUCAGGACGGAUUGAGCUUCAUUGACGAUCCUCUGUGUGUGUGUGUGUGCUGGGUGGGGGGUGUUUAGUGGGUGGAGUGUCAAGCACCAUCAGACUGCAAAACUUUCUUCAAAGCUCACUUCAUGUUCAGCUUUUGCUUCAGGGAACAUUGAGGAGAUGGUGGCAGAUCGCACUCUGGCACAAUAAGAAGGAUACAAGCUGAAGUGAUCGCAUUGUGUAUGUGAGUGCAGAGGACAUCCCCGGCGAAGGACCAUGAACUGGGCACUGUUGGCUGGACUGCUUCUCCUCCUGCAGGGGUUCAUCAGUAACACCGAGUCUGCGGCAUGUAAUGGAUGUGCAACUGGUAAAUGUGACUGCAGUGGAGCAAAAGGACAAAAAGGAGAACGAGGUUUACCUGGUCUACCUGGCAUCAUUGGUUUUCCUGGACUUCAAGGACCUGAAGGACCACUAGGACCAUUGGGACAGAAGGGUGACACUGGUGAGCCAGGACUUCCAGGAACAAAAGGAAACAGAGGGCCUUCCGGAGCAGCCGGAUUUCCAGGAAAUCCAGGCCUACCGGGGAUACCAGGACAAGAUGGCCCUCCUGGCCCACCCGGUAUUCCAGGCUGCAAUGGCACAAAGGGAGAAAUUGGACCUUUUGGACCUCCUGGCCUACCAGGGCUAAUUGGUUAUCCUGGUGCUCCAGGACCUUCAGGAACUAAGGGAGAUCCAGGAGAUGUCAUUGGUUUUAUGACAAAAGGCGAAAAAGGAUUUUCCGGAAGUCCAGGUUUACCAGGCACACCUGGACUCCCCGGAUUAGAAGGUCCGUUAGGACCUUCUGGACCACCAGGUCGUCAAGGAUCACCAGGGUCCUCAGGUCCACCAGGACCAAAGGGCUCCAUGGGCCUGAGUUUUCAUGGACCGCAAGGUGAAAAAGGUGAGCCUGGUCUUCCAGGUCCCCCUGGUCCCCAAGGUCCAGCAUCCUUUGACAGACCGAAUGCAACAGAAGUAUACGGAAUAAAGGGAGCAAAGGGUGCACUAGGUGACAAAGGCGACAGAGGAUUUUCAGGUGUUCCUGGAAGUAGCAUUAAAGGAGAAAAAGGAGACCCUGGAAAGGCAGGACCAAGGGGAAAACCUGGAAAAGAUGGUGAUCAGGGAGAAAAGGGAUAUACUGGAGUCCCAGGUAACCCGGGUUUUAAUGGAUUUCCUGGACAGGAUGGACAAAAAGGAAUAAAGGGAGAGCGCGGAUUUCAGGGACCUCCAGGAGCCGUAAUAGAUGAUGGCCGGCCUACUGUAGUUGGAGAGAAGGGAGACACUGGAUCACCUGGUUAUCCUGGUAGCAGAGGAGAUAGGGGUGCUAAAGGUGAACCUGGACUACAAGGAUUUCCCGGAUCACCAGGAACAUCUAUUCCUGGCCCCCCUGGAGCACCAGGAUAUACAGGGGAGAGGGGUGAAAAUGGAAAUCCUGGAUUGCCAGGUUUAUCCUUACCAGGGGAGAAGGGCAGACAAGGCCCACCUGGGCCUCAAGGAUCAGCAGGUCCACCAGGCCCCAUCGAUCCAACCCAUGAAUGCAUUCCCGGGCAAACUGGUGACCGUGGAUCCGAUGGAAACCCAGGCCAACAAGGAUUUGCAGGAGAAAGGGGACAGAAAGGUGACAAAGGUGAUGCCUGUCCAUUAUGUGAAACAAUGCCAUCACCACUUCCUGGUCCAUCAGGUCCCCAAGGCCCACCUGGUAAAACAGGACCGCCUGGCCAGCCAGGUGACAAAGGAGACAGAGGGCAACCAGGCUACGAUGGCUUACCAGGAGCAACUGGACCUCAAGGUGUUCCAGGUCUGCUAGGGAGUCCUGGAGCAAAGGGUGAACCCGGGGAAGUUUAUUUUGAUCAGCAACUAAAGGGUGAAAAGGGAGAGACAGGUUUCCCGGGACAAUCAGGAACUCCAGGAAAAGACGGAAGACCAGGAAGAGAUGGAUUUCCAGGCCAGCCUGGCCCCAAAGGUGCUUUGGGCACAAUUGGUGCAAAAGGUGAGCGUGGGCCAUCUGGUGACAGCGGAUUUCCUGGGGUUUCUGGAGAAAAAGGUUUGCCAGGACCUCCAGGAGUAGGGCAACCAGGACAGCCUGGAGACAGAGGAGAACCAGGAGCUCCUGGUUUUGUAGGAAUACCUGGAAACCCUGGUAUUAAAGGUGAACCUGGAAAAGCCAUGGUUGUUGUUGGAGAACCAGGCACAAUGGGACCUGCAGGUUAUCCUGGAUUACCUGGGGAGCAAGGUGAGAAGGGUGCUGUUGGUUUUCCAGGAAGAUCUGGGUUUCCUGGAGAGAAAGGAGACUCUGGUAAAGAGGGUAAAGGACUCCCUGGACCUCCUGGAGAAAAAGGUUACCCUGGAAUAGAUGGCCCACAGGGAUUAGAUGGGGUACCUGGUCAACCAGGUCAUGAUGGUUUACCUGGAAAUCAAGGUCGACCUGGAGAGAAAGGUGAGCCUGGGCUGGGUCUUCCAGGUCCUAAAGGAUUGUCUGGACCACCAGGUCCCACUGGCCCUACUGGAGUGAAAGGAAGUACAGGAUCAGCCGGUAUCCCUGGUGAACAGGGUCUCCCAGGAGUUCCCGGUUAUUCAGGAGCUAAAGGUGAUACUGGCCCUGCUGGGGCACCAGGCAUGAGAGGUAAUCCUGGUGUACCUGGUUUUGGUCCUCCUGGAGAACAAGGGCCUCAAGGAGUACCGGGAUCUCUUGGAGUCUCAGGCCCUACUGGACAGAAGGGAGAAAGAGGAUAUCCUGGUUUCCCUGGAGCAGAUAUGCCAGGUCCAAAGGGAGAUAAGGGGAAAGCUGGCAUGCCAGGAUCUAUGGGAAUGCCAGGAUUGCCUGGGCAGCCAGGUCCAGCAGGAAAAGACGGGUCUCCAGGUUUCCAAGGCCAAAAAGGAGAAAUGGGUUUUAUGGGAGUUCCAGGAAUCUCUGGUCAGCCAGGUUCCCCAGGAAAUCCGGGAUUACCUGGAGAAAAAGGUGAAUCUGGUCCCCCUGGUUUCCGUGGAGAGCCUGGAAUUUCUGGUUUUAAAGGUGAAAAGGGUGAAGGUGGACUGCAAGGACCACCAGGAUCUAUUUCAGACAUGGGACACAUGAAGGGCGAAAAAGGAGAUCAGGGUGACAGAGGUGGCACAGGGCAUGAAGGAAAACAAGGGACACAGGGUGAAACAGGAGACACUGGAAUGCCUGGAAAAGAUGGAGAUCAAGGAAUGCCAGGGAAACAAGGAAUAAAAGGAGACAAGGGUAGUCAAGGUGUUCCAGGAAGUCCAGGCCUUUCAGGUCAUAAAGGAUCAAUGGGAGAAAUGGGCCUACCAGGGCCUAGUGGACCAAAAGGCGAACAUGGUAUACAAGGCACUCCAGGUCUACCAGGUGUAACUGGAAUAAAAGGUGAAAGAGGGCUUAAAGGUGAAGAGGGUUCUCCAGGCGUUGGCAUUCCUGGACCUCCAGGGACUAAGGGUGAUCCUGGAGCCCAUGGCCAACAAGGUUAUCCAGGUGAAAGGGGUGAAAAAGGUGACGGUGGUAUCCCUGGGAUGCCUGGGUUACCAGGUGUAAAGGGAUCAUCAGGUCAUUCAGGACUUCCAGGUAGCCCAGGAAUUCCUGGAGAGAAGGGAGCUAAAGGAUUCCCUGGACUGGGUGGUGUUUCCGGAUCAAAAGGACAACCAGGUGAACCUGGAAUUCAGGGACCUCCUGGUUCAUUUGGAGAAAAGGGUGAACCAGGCCUUGAUGGAAUUCCAGGAACACCUGGUGAAAAGGGUGAUCAUGGUUUACCAGGAAGAGGCCUGCCUGGAUUCCCUGGGGAACAUGGUGAAAAGGGUUUCAAAGGUGAAGCUGGUUUACCUGGUGCACCUGGCCUCCCUGGCUUUCCUGGCCUUAAAGGUGAUCAAGGGUUUCCUGGCAGUGAAGGACUUCAAGGGCAACCAGGUUUUCCUGGACCUCCCGGGGUGGCAAUGGAAGGUCCAAAAGGUGACAAAGGACUUCAGGGACCACCUGGAUUCCGUGGUGCUCCGGGUGCUGUGGGCGUUCCUGGCCCUUCAGGACAUGAUGGAUUGAAAGGAGACAAAGGAGAGCAGGGUUGGCCUGGAGCUCCUGGUUUCCCGGGAGUGAAAGGUGAAUCUGGAAUACAAGGUCUACCUGGAGAUGCUGGUACUGCAGGAAGAGAAGGCCAAAAAGGUGAUGUUGGUUCCCCAGGAUUUCAAGGGGUUCCAGGUUUGAAAGGUUCAUAUGGACCCACUGGAGAGAAAGGAGAUUUAGGACAUCCUGGGGUACCUGGGCCUAAAGGAACACAAGGUCAUCCAGGCCCCGCAGGUCAACUUCAAAUAAUUAAGGGAGAACCUGGCCCUCCAGGACCAUCAGGCCCCUCUGGCCCUAAAGGAUUUCCUGGAUAUCACGGUCCUAAGGGAGAGCAAGGUGAUAUUGGUGCUGUAGGACUGCCUGGACUACCUGGAGUGUCAGGAAUGGAUGGUUUCCCCGGGCAAAAAGGAGAAUUCGGUCUCUCUGGGCCAACAGGUCCAAGGGGGUAUCCUGGCCCACCUGGUUCAGAUGGUUUACCUGGACCCAUUGGUUUACCUGGACUUCCGUCAAUGGCUCAUGGAUUCCUGGUUACAAGACACAGCCAGGCACCUGAGGAGCCAUCUUGUCCUCUGGGCACAGUCCCAGUAUACACCGGAUACUCACUUCUCUAUGUACAGGGAAAUGAAAGAGCACAUGGUCAAGACCUAGGUGCUGCUGGAAGCUGCCUACGUAAAUUCAGCACAAUGCCUUUCCUGUUCUGCAACAUUAAUAAUGUGUGCAACUUCGCAUCAAGAAAUGAUUAUUCCUAUUGGCUCUCAACACCUGAACCAAUGCCAAUGAGCAUGGCUCCUAUCACAGGGGACGAAAUCAAGCCUUUCAUUAGCAGAUGCAGUGUUUGUGAAGCACCUGCCAUGGUGAUGGCAGUUCAUAGUCAAACAAUUCAGAUCCCUCAAUGUCCAGAUGGGUGGAUUUCAUUGUGGAUUGGAUAUUCAUUUGUAAUGCAAACCAGCGCUGGUGCUGAAGGUUCUGGCCAAGCUUUGGCAUCUCCAGGCUCCUGUCUAGAGGAAUUCCGUAGUGCACCAUUUAUUGAGUGCCAUGGACGAGGAACCUGCAACUACUAUGCCAAUACAUACAGCUUUUGGCUGGCUACAAUCGAGAGGGAUGAAAUGUUUAAAAAACCUACACCUUCAACCCUGAAAGCUGGAGAUCUCCGCACACAUGUCAGCCGCUGUCAAGUAUGCAUGAGAAGGACUUAAUAUCAUCAAACUAUUCAAAUAUGGUGCUAUUUCUCUAACCUGAAAAGCCAAAUACUAUAUUCAUGUACCUCACUAUUGUACAACAAGAAAAAAGUAAAGUGCACUAUUGGAAAGCACAUCCUUUGCUCUGUUUUACUGGUCCUUGCCUACUGACAGAGAAAAGACAAUCAGAUUCCUUUAUGGCACUUUAAAAUUAAAUAAAAUGUAUAAAAUAAAAGAAUGCACUGAUUCUCUACAGCAGCAGAAGCUGAUUUCUUAAUUCAUAAGGUGCUAGGAGAUUUGCAGUACCUUAUGCUGUUGACUCCUCCUACUACUCUUGUAUUAUAUUUUAGUUUCUGUUUAAUAGAUAUGAGUAUUUUUAAAUUCUUGUAUAAUUUUUUUU